AUGCACAAAACGGCCAAAAUGCAUACGUUAACUACGAUAGCAAUUGUAUGGGUGGUGUUUGUGAUUCACAUUGCCCCCCACUGCCUAGCGGCGGGAGUGCCAGUGUCGGGACCGGUAAAGUUAAUCGACGAGGAAGCUUGCUCUCAGUUAAAAACGCUCUGCCCGAAGAGUGCAUUGGCUGCCGAAGAUAUCAAAACACUGGAGUGCGUUCAGUCGCUACAUCCGGAACAGAUCGACAGUCUCGAACCGGAGUGUCAGCAUCAGAUCUGGCUUCAUACGACCGCACUGAUGGACGAUGCCAACUUGAAACGCAUGAUCCAGAAAGGAUGUCCGAAGGACUUUAUGCAGUUCCCCUGCUCCCAGAGCCAGGAACCUGGACAGUUUUUGGCUUGCAUCAUCGACCAUCGGAACGUUGCGAAGGGCAAUGGUUGCAUCAGCUACAUUAAGCGACUGGAAUGGGUUGCCUUCUCCGAUUAUCGUUUUAUCAAGCGAUUCCUGGCGGACUGUACGCGCGACAUUGAAGCGUUGGGUUGUGGGCGUGUUGCAACUGGUAGCGAAAAAAAUGGAGAAAAAAUGUCCCAAGGUGAAACCGUCGCCUGCCUGCAAAACUCACUGGACAGUCUGAAUGAGGAGUGCAAACGUGAGGUUCUUCACCUGUCCGAAGUUCAAUCGGAAGACUUGUCGCUCGAUCGGCAGCUGGAUGUUGCCUGUUCGAACGAUGUGUUCCGCUUCUGCCAGUCGCUCCCAUCUGGAUCGCCACAGCUGCUGAAAUGUCUCAUGAAGCACCGCAACGAUCCGGAUAUGUCGAAAAACUGUCAGCAGCAGCUGCUGCGCCACGAUCGGCUCGUGGUACACGAUUACAAAGUAUCGCGCGGUCUUACGAGGGCCUGCAAGGAAGACAUCAAAACAUACCGGUGUCGGCGAGGUGUGUCCGAUGACAAGGACGUACGGUUAGCACAGAUCCUGCUGUGUCUCGAAGCGGUACAAAAGAACAGCACCAAACUCAUGCCGGAGUGUGUGGCAGAAAUAAACGACCAUCGAAGAAUGCUGCUAACGGACUACAAACUGUCGCCCGAAAUUUUGACGGGGUGUGAAAAUGACAUUGAAAAGUUUUGCAGCAAUCUGGACGCGGGCGGGAAAACGAUCCACUGUCUCAUGGAGCACGCACGGUUGAAGAAAAAAAAGGAACGCCGUGUCACCGACAUCUGCCUCCGUGCGCUAGAAACGCUGGUGAAGGUGACGGAUGUAGGGGAGGAUUGGCGCGUGGAUCCAGUACUGCGAAAGGCCUGCAAGCCCGUCGUGGAUGUGGCUUGUUCCGACACGGAUGGAGGCGACGCACGAGUAAUGUCAUGUCUGAUGGAGAAACUCGGCACAAACUACAUGAACGUGGAGUGUGAAUCGGCACUGCUGCAGAUUCAGUACUUUGUGGCAAGAGAUUUCAAAUUAGACCCGCAGCUUUACCGCAACUGUAAGGAUGAUGCUAUUCGGUUCUGUAAAGCGAAGAAGACCUGGGCCGAUCUAGACACGGCGCAAAUGGACCCGGAACGGGGUCCUCUAAUAUUGCCCUGCCUGCACCGGUACGCUUACCCGGAAAAAGAGGAAAUGCGCCUCAAACCCGAAUGUUUACAGGAGGUUAAGCGCGUGAUGCGCCAGCGGGCUAAAGCCGUCGAUCUAAUACCGGAAGUGGAGGAUCAAUGUUUGGACGAUCUCGCAUACUUUUGCUUCGAUAAAACAGGCAAAGGGGAAGAGAUGCAGUGUCUGCAAGAUAAUCUCGAGAAGCUACAGGAAGCGUGCAAAACGGCCGUAUCCCAGUACACCGAGGAGGAAGCAGCGCACGUUGAGCUGAACCCAAUCAUUAUGUCCGUGUGUGCCGAUGCGAUGGAAAAGCAUUGUGCGACCGUUCUGAAGACUGGCCGCGACGAGGGCGAAAUGAUGGAAUGUCUGAUCGGGGCGAAGAACUUGCCGGACAUGCGCGAGGACGUCAAAUGCCGGGCGGCGGUUGAACAUUUUCAAAUCAUUUCGCUGAAAAGCUUCCACUUCACGUACAAAUUUAAGGAAGCCUGUCGGUUGCAUGUGUCUCGCUUUUGCAGCAAAUGCACCACCAAGUACGAGGUGGUAGCGUGCCUAAGUGAAGUGAUGCGCAACGAUACGAUCAAGGAAGCGAAACAUUCCAUCCCGAAAGAGUGUCGUCAGCAGGUGCGUGCGCAACUGUACCAGCAGCGGGAAAAUAUCGACUUUGAUCCGAAGCUUAAAGCGGCCUGCAAGGAGGACAUUGUGCGCCACUGUCCACAGAUACCGCACGGCUCGGGACAGGUGAAUACGAACAAUGUACUGGAAUGUUUGCAAACUCACCACGGCGACCUGACGGAACCGUGCCAUCAUCAGCUGUUUUCGAUUAAAAAGUCCGAACUGACGGACAGUGCGACCGAUUACACGCUGCUCAACACCUGUAAGGGCAUGAUUCGCCAGUACUGCCAUGACACCGAACCCUCCAAAAUGCUGCACUGCUUAAAGCUCCACAAGGACGAAUCGUUGUUUGACGAUCGGUGCCAUCUGGUGGUGGUGAAUCGGAUGAUCGAGCAGAAUCUUGACUACCGGUUCAAUCCCGCACUGCAGGCAGCGUGCUCGAAAAAUAUUGCAGAAUACUGCACGCCCAUCAUACGCAAUGCCAAGCAGAACGAGGAACUGAAUGGGAAGGUGAUCGACUGUCUGAAGAUCCGGUUCCGGGAGGGUAAACUGUUGCCGGAGUGUGAGAAACAGAUGACGGAGGUGUUGCACGAGCGGGCCUUAAAUUACAAGCUAAAUCCACUGCUCCAGAGCGUGUGUCACGAUGAGAUUCUGGUGCUGUGCAAGUCCGUCUCCGAGACGGACACGAACGAGGAUCAUGGAGCGGUCGAAGAGUGUCUGAAGCAGGCUUUCAUUGAUAAGAAAUUGAUUAACCGGGCGUGCAAAGUUGAGGUGGCCGAGCUAAUUCAGGAGGGCAAAGCGGACAUUUACGCCGAUCCGCUGCUUCAGCGAGCUUGUUCGGUGGAUUUACUGAAAUACUGUUCCCACAUCCAAAGUGGCAACGGACGCUUACUAAAAUGUCUGGAAGGAAUUCUGCAGGGUGAAAGCAAAGCACUGGAGGAUGAUUGCAAGAACAAGCUGCUAAUUCGAUUGGAAAUGUUCCAAAAUGCGGCCGCCUUUGUUCCACCGGCGGAAAGUUUCCAUCAGCUGUACGACCAAGUGGUUGCAUCGCCUUCAAAACACUACUUCUUGCUCGUACUGUGUAGCUUCAUCGGCAUCAUCUUUAUCAUCGGACUGCUGUGCGGUCGCGUAACUCACCGUACGAUGGCACUGAAAAACAAGUAG
Molecule: messenger RNA, 3351 nt
Organism: Anopheles marshallii
Lineage: Eukaryota; Metazoa; Arthropoda; Insecta; Diptera; Culicidae
Gene: Glg1
Product: Golgi apparatus protein 1
Exons: 5
Coding region: 1-3351 (1116 amino acids)
Cellular component (GO): Golgi membrane
Molecular function (GO): fibroblast growth factor binding
Source: RefSeq, a predicted model, not a curated record